AUUCCUUACCUUGGUCUAAUCUGAAGUGUAGGUUUGUGUCACAUCCGACUCUCAACAAUGACUUCUGACGGCAAGAAGACAGCGCCUAACAAAAGGCCAUACAUCUGUAUUCCGAAAAAACUCAUAAAUCUUUUGGCCGAGCAAUAUGAACUUGAACAUGGACUGCUUGUAGAAGAUCUGAAUCCCUACUUAAAUGAAGGAUAUAUACAAGCUUACUUCCGUGAAUGGGGAACCGUCAAAUCAUGCAAAAUUAGGAAGAAUCCCAACUCUGGGAAACAUAAAUCAGUGGCCUUUGUGAAGUUUUCUAGCGAGGAAGAAGCAGACUUGGCAGACUGGGUCGGUCCUCACUAUAUUGGUGGAGCAGAAGUUAAAGUGAGGCGCUUUGUUACUUUCAAGGGCGAGGAGGAUUCAGAGCAAGAGGUUGAUGGAGCCACAGUUAAACCUCGACCACGGCCUUCAAUGGGUCUUGGCUACAUACUCGAAGAUGCUCAGUGGUUAGAAGAAAAUGAAUGAAUAAACAAAGCUUUAAUCCAAAGUUGACCAGCUUGAGGGUAUUGGUUGUUUUGUCAGUACCAUUCAAAAGAACAUACAGCCUAAUGCACAUGUAUUUAUGUAUGUAUUUUUCUUAGUUUUACUAGUAAGUAAGUUUUACUUACUUACUCUUAACUGUGAAUUUCUGGCUAAACAAUACUUUAUUGUUUAUUGUAUAUAUUGUAAAUGUGUUGUGUUUAUGACAUUUUAGUUUUUCCUAAAUGUUUGUAAAGGACCUACAGAUGUCACACUAUAAGGGAAGUUAGUCAUGUAGUCCUUUGUCCAGCCACUGUUGGUGAAUGUGACAUGAUUGUUGAUUUUAUAGUAACUUGACAAAAUUGUGAAUUUGUAAGAAAAUAUUACUUAUUGUUGGUUUUCUUUGCUCAGGAAUAAAUACAAAGAAGUCAAAGGA
This is a messenger RNA of Oreochromis aureus, 943 nucleotides long. RefSeq names its product heterogeneous nuclear ribonucleoprotein A0. Gene Ontology annotation, molecular function: RNA binding. The transcript is spliced from 5 exons. The record is from RefSeq and is a predicted model, not a curated record. The coding region runs from base 58 to 513 and encodes 151 amino acids. NCBI's taxonomy places the organism in Eukaryota, Metazoa, Chordata, Actinopteri, Cichliformes, Cichlidae.